GGUCGAUAGUAAUUCGCAAUAAACAUGACGAGUUUUAUCAGCAUAAGUUUGUUCAACAGUUGCCGCCGGGUUUCUUCAACGCUUGUGUUAAGUGGGUGGAGAAAUGCUUCCAGCAACGCCACCACCAUCGGUGGAAAUGUUCCAUUGACGAAAGCUGCACACGCCCGCGCGAUGCCGGCAAGUUCCGGUCCCCUAACAAUAGCAUCGCAGCAGCUGGGUCACAGUCCGUACUUCGUCAGUCGAGGUAGGCCAUCGUCACAGGUGCAACAAUGUAACAAAAUUUCAUCAUCCUCCAUCAUCAGUCUGCACGAAAGCAUGCAGCUGAAGAAACGGCCGCGCAGAAAACGGGAGGACGAGAACGAAAAGAUUUCCCGCGGCUACAAGACGGUCACGGCGUUUGCUACCGCGGAAGAGUACGAUCUCGAUCGGCUGCUGAGGGCACUGCGCGAACAAAAUCUGUAUGAACCGAAGCAGUUCCUGUCCAGCGAUAAUAUCGACACGGAACCGGACGUACUGCAUGUGACGGCAAAGUACAAGGUGGGCGACGAGUGUCGAGAUUUGUACUUUUUCCGCGAGGGCACGGUGGUGCUGUGGAACUGUACCGAUCUGGAGAGCAGCAACAUUCUGCGGUUCUUGCGCCCGUUCGAGCAGGACUCGUACGACGAGGGUACCGUGCUGGAGGAGAGCGAAUCCAUGCUUUACAAUCAGGAUGGUAUUGCGCGGCUAAAGCACAACAGCUUCUACGUUUCGAAGUCGGAAGAUGCCGAUCUGGAAAAGUACACCUUUGCAAAUGCAAUGUCCCUGUCGGUGAAGCUAGGCAUCUGGGAGGCAUCGCUCGAGCGCUACAUCGACUCGAUGGCGUACGUCACGGAGGAUCUGAAGAAGGGAAACAAGAUCAAAAUCACGCGACCGGAAAUGCUGCGCCGCACCGGGGAGCUGUUCGCGCUGCGGCACGUCAUCAACCUUAGCUCGGAUCUGCUCGACACGCCCGACUUUUACUGGGACCGGGAGCAGCUGGAAUCGCUGUACAAUCAGACCUGCGCAUACUUCAGCAUCUCCCGGCGGACGCGCGUGAUGAACGAGAAGCUAAACCACUGUGUUGAGCUGGCCGAUCUGAUCAGCUCGAACCUGAAUGAUGACCAUCACGUACGGCUGGAGUGGAUGAUUAUCAUCCUUAUCAUGGUGGAGGUGGGAUUCGAGAUAUUGCACUACGUGGACAGGUUUUCUUAAAGACAAACACACAACAAGCACGAUAGGUGGUGAUGGUGGAUGGAGUUUCGCUUGCCGAGGCUACGUUCUGAUAGGCUGUUUGUUAUAUCAUUGACAGCAUUCGAGUGAUUCAUUGAUUGCACGUUAUCAGGAGUAAAUACUAGUUUAUAGGCGUAGGUUUCCGGUUUCGUUAGACUUUGUCUAUUUUUUUUUGUAUUACCCCUUCAUAAAUAUGUGUUAUCAGUUGAGUGUUAAGCAGAAGAUUUCAAAGUCAUUUUUGCAAUUUCAAUGAUAAGCAGCACAACAAUCCCAAUACUUGACAUACCCAUAUAUAUUUUUCCAACCGAGCACCCUUAUUCACCAAUUCCUAUCUGCUUGGAUAAAAAAUCCAACCUGAACGACUGUGCUAAUGACGAUGACCUUCAGCAUUUAGAUAGUUUAGUAAUAACGGUAUGAAAAACACGAAUGCGUGCGUUGCUGAAAACUCCAAGGCCGUUAAGCCAACGAUUGAAAAUGAAUAAAAAACUGGUUCAACAUCUAA
Molecule: messenger RNA, 1750 nt
Organism: Anopheles arabiensis
Lineage: Eukaryota; Metazoa; Arthropoda; Insecta; Diptera; Culicidae
Product: required for meiotic nuclear division protein 1 homolog
Exons: 1
Coding region: 25-1230 (401 amino acids)
Biological process (GO): positive regulation of mitochondrial translation
Source: RefSeq, a predicted model, not a curated record